AUGCCGUCAGGUCCUGGCGCUGAAGAGCGCCUGCACAAAGCCAGGGCAGCUUCUAGUUCGUCCAUAGAAAAAGGGCAUUCCAUGCGGGGAUCACGUGAGAACGCCCUCUUCAGUCGCGCCCUGAAGGCUGCGGGCAGGGACCUCCUGGUGAUCGUGGGCGAUUUCAACGCUCACAGCACACUCUGGGGGUACAUGCGUGAAGAAAAGCGCGGGCGCAAGCUAGCGGAACUUGCGUCCACGCUGGGCCUGACUCUUCACACCGACCCUGCACAUCCAACGCGGGUGGGUAACUCCGUGACUCGGGACACGUGUCCGGACCUUACCUUCACCAAAAACAUUAGACACGCAGAAUGGGCCAACAGCGAGGAAACCCUCGGCAGUGACCACUGCAUACUCAACACAACCGUCAGAAGCAAACCAUUGGCAAGAUCCCACGCCCAAGCCCGCCUACCCGACUGGACCAAGUUCCGGCAAAACUACACCAAUUCGGCCCCUAUCCACGAACAAGGUUACCACGCGUGGUCACAAGAAUUGGUUGCGCACCUUCGUUUGGCGGAAACUCAAGUUCAACUAUCGGAGGCCACGCCGGAGGUCGACAACCACCUCCUGCACCUAUGGGAGGCGCGGCACAGCCUCGCCCAUAGGUGGCGCCGCCAAAAACACAAUCGGAGGCUCAAAAUUCGCAUCGCCGAGCUCACCCAACAAGCAGCAGAGUACGCGGCCCAGCUCGCCGACUCGAAUUGGGUGGACCGAUGCAACACGGCCGCUAGACAAAUGUCUAGCCGGAGCACCUGGCGUCUCUUUCGCGCCUUGAUCGAUCCGACUCAAACCAGAGCCGAGACACAAGAACAUCUCCAACGGGCUAUCCAUAGCUUUGACGGAGACAUCUCAAAAUUAGCAUGCAAACUACGCGAUCAAUACCUUUGUAUACAACAGGACCCCCGAGGGCCAGCGUACUCGUAUGCAGGUUCCGAGAACGCGGAGCUGGACCAACCAUUCCAGCUCCACGACCUGAAGGCGGCCCUCACUAAAAUGAAGCGAGAAACGGCGCCGGGAAGAGACAAAAUAACAGUGGAACUACUUGCCAACCUUCCCGACCCGGCCUACGAGGCGCUCCUCGCAUACAUAAACUCAAUCUGGCUCGGUGAGGCAAUCCUCCCAAUCGAAUGGAAGACCGCCCUGGUCACUUUCAUUCCGAAAGCCGGCAAAGCCAUAACCACAGACAACCUCCGCCCAAUCGCCCUCACGUCUUGUGUGGGAAAGCUGAUGGAGACUAUGGUGCGAGAUAGGCUGUCCGAGUUUCUGGAAAACCAAAACGUUUUCUCAGACACCAUGUUCGGGUUCCGCCCGCACCGGUCCGCGCAAGAUGUUCUGCUUCAACUAGACCGCGAAAUUCUAAAUCCCGUCGAAUAUUCCCUCAAUGACAAGGCAGUACUCGCCCUCGAUUUGAAGGGGGCUUUCGACAAUGUCACACACGACGUAAUUCUGACACGCCUCUCCCAAACCAACUGUGGACACAACACGUUUCAGUACGUUAAACAAUUUCUCUCCGACCGGCAAUCGUACUUCCGGAUACAAGAUGAAGAACACGGCCCAUACCAAUUAGGCACCAGAGGUACCCCGCAGGGCGCGGUCCUCUCACCCCUACUAUUCAAUUUGGCAAUGCUGAAACUCCCGGCUCAGCUGGAGAAUGUAUAA
Molecule: messenger RNA, 1698 nt
Organism: Dermacentor albipictus
Lineage: Eukaryota; Metazoa; Arthropoda; Arachnida; Ixodida; Ixodidae
Source: RefSeq, a predicted model, not a curated record